This is a messenger RNA of Rotaria socialis, 2968 nucleotides long. The record is from the annotation of a GenBank genome assembly. NCBI's taxonomy places the organism in Eukaryota, Metazoa, Rotifera, Eurotatoria, Philodinida, Philodinidae.
UAGUAUGAUGUGAACCUAGACGGAUGUAUUUUUGUCCUUGCAACUUUACUUGCCGUUUUCUUGAAGUGCUUAAUGUUUUCGAUAAAGAUCUUGAGAUAUCUAUUUAAAUUAAAGUACUUUGAAAUAAUUACUCACAUUUAUUUACAAGAGUACUCCCUCUCUCAUUCUCUUAUCAAUUAAUUUUUCAUUGACGUAAGCGAAUGAACCAAUAAUAUUUUUUUCUUUCCUCUCGUGCUUAGGACCAAUACAAUGGAGAUGUCGUUGAUCUGAAGACGUACCUAAUUCAACAAACCCUGUGGUAUUUUCUUUCAAUCGAGUGUAUAAUCUUUGGAAUGUUGUAUUGGCAUACUACAUUCAUUCACUAGUAUAUUAUCAAAAGAAUUUUUUUAUACAUGCGAUUAAAUGAAAACAAUCAUUUUAUGAAAAUUCUUAAGAAUCUGAUUCAUCCAUCAUUGAUAUUCGAUACAUAGCUAAUUGUUUUCUUUCUAGUAGAAAUAGGAACAUUUACUGGUUAUACAUCGUUAGCUGUUGCUUUGGCACUUCCAUGUGAUGGUGAAUUAAUACCUUGUGAUAUCAACGACCAAUAUGUUCGUCAAGAUAUAUGGAGUAAAGUUGGUGUUUGAAAUAAAAUUAUUUUACAAAUUCAACCAGCUUUAGAAACUCUGAAAGAUUUGGCCCACAUUCAUUUGAUUUUAUAUUUAUCAAUGACGAUAAAGCAAAUUAUCUUCAAUAUUAUGAUUUAUCUCUUCAAUUAAUACAUUCAAAUGGUUUGAUUGCGAUCGAUAAUACUCUAUGGAAUGAACGUUUAUUAAAUGAAAAUGAUACAUCCAUUGAAACAAUCGCUAUACGUCAAACAAAUAAACUUGUUAAAAAUGAUAAUCGCGCUGAUAUUCGUUUUUUAAGGUUAGGCGAUGGAACAACAAUUUUGCAGAAAAAAAUUAAAAUGGUGUGUUUAACAAAACCUGUGUUCAUUAUUCACGAGUGUUUUGCUUCGGUACAUAUUUCUCCCGAUCGUCAUCAAUUGCAAUAUAGUUUUGUAAGAACAGUAUCUAAUAGAACACAUCAUCGUGCUAAACGAUGGACAACGUCAGAUAUGUUUCAUAUUCUUAUUCAUUAUGAUGCAAGUGUUACAAAAUUAUCGAAAGAUGAACAAAAUUUAAUUAAAGAAGCAGUCGACGCAGCGACUGGUUAUUGGAGUAAUGCUAUUCGACCUAAAUAUAAGUUACACGAUCGAAUACGAUUAGCAAGACAAUGUCCAUCACGAAAAAUGUUUAUUGUUGAAAAUGAUUAUUCUAUAUAUUAUUGUUCGGAAAAAUGUUUAAGUGAAACUCGAUGUGGUGAUAUUAUUGUGCCUGAUGAACAUUUGCAUCAAUGCCAUGUCUGUACUAAAGAUAAAAAAUGUGAACGAAUCGGUAGUAAAGGUGGUGGUGUUGAUGCCGAAUUUAUUCUAUAUGUAUCGGCAAUAGAAACAAAUCGAUGUGAACCUGUGGAUACAUUGGCUACGGCAUCUUUUUGCCAAUUAGAAUCUGAUCAAGAUAGACCAAUUGCUGGUAAUAUCAAUGUUUGUCCAAGACGUUUAAGAGGCGACCAUAAUUCAAUAGACUUUGAUCGUCUUGUUAGUACAAUAAAACAUGAAAUUCUUCAUACAUUGGUAUUUUCUUCUGGUCUUUUUGCGUUCUUUCGAGACAGCAAUGGGGAUCCGUUUACUGAACGUGAUCCGGCAACAAGAUGGCCUAAAAUUUAUGAUGAAAAAUUACAAGUAUAUACACCCAGUGAUAAAGUGCUUCAGCAAGUAGUAAGAAAAAACUGGAAGACUCGUAGUGGAACUAUUGAUAAGAUUACCACUAUGUUGGUCACACCAAAAGUGAAGGCAAUUGUACGUGAACAUUUUGGUUGUCCAACAUUAGAAGGGGCUGAACUCGAAAACCAAGGAAGUGUAGGUACAGCUUUAACUCAUUGGGAAAAACGAUUGUUUGAACAUGAAAUAAUGACUGGAACUUAUACUCAAGAAUCCGUGAUAUCAAAUUUAACAUUAGCUUUAUUAGAAGAUAGCGGAUGGUACGAUGUAUCGUAUGCUUUUGGUAAGCCUCUUCUAUGGGGACGUAAUCUUGGCUGUGAUUUUGUUAAAACAAGUUGUAAAGAAUGGAUUGAUUCAAAGCUCGAAAAAAAAGAAAAUCCUUAUCCAUUUUGCAUUUCAUCACCAAAGCCUAAUCACUCAAAGCGUACAUGUGCCUAUACACAUGAUAAAGUCGUAAUGUGCAAUCUUGUCGAAUAUGCUGAUCCAAUACCUGCUGAGUAUCAAAUUUUUGAUUCUCUUCCAAACAUUACCGAUCAAAAUGAAAUUGCACGUUUCGGUGGACAUGUUAUGUUAGCUGACUAUUGUCCAUAUAAUCAAGAAUUAACAUAUAAAAACACUAACCGUGAUUCGCGAUGUUAUCGAUCAGAAAAUCAACCAUCAAGUCGAGAAAAUUAUGCUUUGGAAAAAUUUUCCUCUGGCUCAAAGUGUUUCGAUCAUGGUUCCAUAUGGGAACAAUAUAUUGAUCAAUGCCGUAGAAAACGUUAUAUAGCUCCACAAGCUGCUGGAUGUUAUCAUUUCGAGUGUAUUUCAUCAAAAGGAUUCUAUAUUAAUAUUGGUAAAGACAAAUAUCUUUGCGAAUAUCGAGGCCAAAAUGUAACUAUUUUAUCUGCCGAACACGAUUCAGUUUAUGCUGGAACAAUAAUUUGUCCUGAUUGUCAAAUUAUUUGUGGCUCUUUGGAUAACUUUCAAUGUCCUUCGCAACCCAACUUCUAUCCUGUACAAAACAUACAACAAUCAAAUCUUCGUGCAUCUGUACAUAAUAUUUGCAAACAUUUAUAUAAAUUUAAUCAACUGCCUAUGUCAGAUAAGACCGAUCAAUUACAUAUUAAAUCACACAUACUAUUGAUCUUUUUGAUCUUUUCCUUUUCUUCUAAGAAUAUUUUAAUAUAA